Messenger RNA from Raphanus sativus (radish), 698 nucleotides. RefSeq lists its product as uncharacterized. Lineage: Eukaryota; Viridiplantae; Streptophyta; Magnoliopsida; Brassicales; Brassicaceae. The coding region runs from base 51 to 506 and encodes 151 amino acids. Gene Ontology annotation, molecular function: protein binding. The transcript has a single exon. The record is from RefSeq and is a predicted model, not a curated record.
AAAUCAAAACAGUUAGUUAUAAAGAUCCUAACAUCUUUCUCUAUACCUGGAUGUUGGAUAGUUUACCUUUUGAUCUCCUCUAUGAGAUUCUCUCCAAGUUGGACCCCAAAUCUCGGGUUAUAAUGCAAUCCGUAGAUAAAACUAUCAACAUGCUCAUAUCCCACGAUCCGUAUCUCAAUUCCAGUAUCAAGGGUUCGAUUCCAAACCGGUGCGAUGGUAGUCGAGACGACGACGGUUACGAGUUUACACAGCCUUCCUCCUCUGCGAUGGAAGUAGAUGAGAAGGUGGGUCAUGAUGAUAAGUGUAUCUUUAAUCUAAGCAUGAUCAUGAGUGUGAUUGGGCAAAUCUCGCCAUAUGCUCAGAAGCUCGUGAAUAAAACGGAAACCCUACUUGGUAAAAGAUUGUUGAUUGAAGAUGAAACAGAACUGGAGAUGGAUGUGCCUUCUUCUUCGUCUGACAAGUUCAUGAACGUGGAGAGAAUAAACAAAAGAAGCAGAUUCGCGUAGACAAAUACAUAUCGUGCGAGCGAGGAACAUAUGAGUAUGUGGCUUAUUUUGGUUAAAUUGAAUAGAAGUUUGAUAGUUAAGUCUUUUAAGUUUUCUCUUUUGGUUCAUAAUUUUAUUGCGUUGAGCACCUCCUAUAAGGAAUAUAUGUACAACUUAUAUUAUGCCUUUUUAUUGAAACUUUGUUAUGAAGAA